ACGUCAUCGAGCGACACUAAGAAUCGGCCAUUUUGUGAGUGUGUACUCCAGAAGGGUGAUAUUUGUGUUGGGUGGGCAGGCCGUUUUUCCACAAUUAAUCCAAAAACCGAUGAUUCAAUUACCCCAAUAACAAAUCAAUCGCCGACACAUAUUCACCUUUAUUACAUGUGCUUGAGUGCUAGGUUAACGAUUAAAUAGUAAAUAGCCCGUGGGAUUACGAUGGAGGAGAAGGCAUCACUCAAGGAGCUUGACCAGUGGAUAGAACAGUUAAAUGACUGCAAACAACUGACAGAAAGUCAAGUGAAAACUCUCUGCGACAAGGCCAAGGAGAUACUCGCUAAGGAGUCUAAUGUCCAGGAGGUCAAAUGCCCAGUAACCGUGUGCGGUGAUGUUCAUGGACAGUUCCAUGAUCUCAUGGAGCUGUUUCGAAUAGGUGGCAAAUCACCAGAUACAAACUACCUGUUUAUGGGGGAUUACGUCGAUCGUGGAUAUUACUCUGUCGAGACUGUCACUCUCCUUGUUGCAUUAAAAGUGAGGUACCGAGAAAGAAUAACUAUUCUCCGUGGCAAUCACGAGUCAAGGCAAAUCACACAAGUCUACGGUUUUUACGAUGAGUGUCUACGUAAAUAUGGUAACGCUAAUGUGUGGAAAUUUUUUACCGAUUUAUUUGAUUACCUGCCCUUGACUGCGCUGGUCGACGGUCAAAUAUUCUGUUUGCACGGUGGUCUAUCACCCUCUAUCGAUACUCUCGAUCACAUUCGUGCACUAGAUCGUCUUCAAGAAGUGCCACACGAGGGACCAAUGUGCGACCUAUUAUGGUCAGAUCCUGACGACAGAGGAGGAUGGGGUAUCUCACCACGUGGAGCAGGAUACACAUUUGGCCAAGAUAUAUCUGAAACAUUUAAUCAUUCUAAUGGUCUGACUCUUGUGUCAAGGGCUCACCAGCUCGUCAUGGAGGGCUACAACUGGUGUCACGAUCGCAAUGUCGUUACAAUAUUCUCAGCCCCUAAUUACUGCUAUCGCUGCGGUAAUCAGGCUGCAAUUAUGGAGCUGGAUGAUGCUUUGAAAUAUUCAUUCCUUCAGUUCGAUCCAGCCCCAAGACGUGGGGAGCCACACGUAACCAGACGGACGCCUGACUAUUUCCUGUAAGAAGGUUCAACCCCUUGGAGGAUAGAUUUUUAAGCAGGAUUCAUCAUGGCUAAUUGCAUUCGUCUCCUGGUGACGUCUAGUGGAUAGGAGAAGCUUUGUGCAACAGCUCCUGCGAUACCCCCACAGAGUAAUUUCGCUGGCAAUGUUAAUACAAGGCCACCUGAUUCAAUAUAAUUGUAUCAUUAAUCAUUAUUCGAUUUGUAAUGCACAAGUAUUCCUUCAGCACCCAGAAAAAUCCAUCACUUCCAUCAGAUAUAUUUUAUUUCACCCCAAAACGAAAACCCAUUUAACAUCUCACCACCCCGAUAACAAUAUUUAAUUGUUAUUAAUAUAUAACGAUCAAAACAAAAUAAAUAAUCUAUCUUUGAAUUUAAGUUCGCUUAAAUAUGGAUUAAUCUCGAAAACUACUGGUUCUAGGUGAAAAUGUGAAAAGACGUUUUUUCUUGACAAUCUAAUCAACUAUAAAAAAGUCCUCUGGUGUUUUAUUCUAAAACGUCUAGUUUUUUAAAUAAAUGGAUAAAUCGGUGAUUGAAUAAUGAAAUGUCGAUUUGUCUCGUUUAAUCGAUUAUUCUGAAACAAUCGAUUGAAUAAAUUUUUUUUUGAAAAUUCAAGUGAUCUAUUUUUCUGGGUCCAUUACUAUUAUUUCUUUACUAUUAAUUUUAUUACAGUAGAUAUUGAUUUGAAUGAACGUAUGGAGAUUGUCUACUUGUACUUGAAUUUAAUCGUGAAAUCUCUUGUCACUCAUUUUUUUCAUUCAUUGUAUCAUCUUAUGCUAAUUGAAUACGUAUGUAAUAAAAAAAAUAUAUAUAAA
Fopius arisanus is the source of this 1960-nucleotide messenger RNA. RefSeq names its product protein phosphatase 2 catalytic subunit mts (gene mts). Gene Ontology annotation, cellular component: cytosol. Gene Ontology annotation, biological process: mitotic cell cycle. Gene Ontology annotation, molecular function: protein serine/threonine phosphatase activity. The transcript has 6 exons. The record is from RefSeq and is a predicted model, not a curated record. Bases 220 to 1149 code for a protein of 309 amino acids. Lineage: Eukaryota; Metazoa; Arthropoda; Insecta; Hymenoptera; Braconidae.